UUAAAUUUUUUUCUGUGUACCGUCUUCAACAACAAUCGAAAAUGUUGAAAUUAUAUUUGGCAUCAAUUUUUUUCUCAUUGAAGUUAUUGAACGUUGAUAGUGCAUUAGUUCUUGAUUCUGUUUUUGUUGUUCUUCGACAUGGUGAUCGUAAUCCAUUAUACAUUUAUCCAAAUGAUCCAUAUGAUGAAGAGUAUUGGAAGCAGCAGGGUGGUUUAGGGAAUUUGACCGAUAAAGGUGAAAAUCGAAUCCGUGUGGCAGCUAAAAAUUAUCGCCAACAAUAUGAAAUGUUACUGGACAAAAGUGAUGAAUCAAACAAUCUAAUUUUAACUUCAACAAGUGAACGUGCUAUAAAAACAGCCAAUAUAUUCAUGGAAGUGAUCAAUAAAACGACAACAUUCGAACGUAAUGAUAAAAUGUUGAAAACAACUGUGAAAUGUGAAAAAGCUGAAAAAAUUCAAUUAGAUUUGCUUAUCAAAAAAGCGCCAGAAUUAGUGCCCAAUAACACUUUCAUCGAUAAUAUUAGUAAUAAAACUGGUGAAAAAUAUACGGAAGAUUCAGUGAAAAAUUUACAAUUAUUGAAUGGUUUAGCAAAUACUUUGGAAAUUGAACGAGACCAAAUGAAAUUGAACGUUUCCGAUUGGAUCACCGAUAAAGAAACAGCUAAUAUUCUGUCUAAUUUGUACAAGAAAACGUUUGCAACAAUGUCAAAUGAUCAUGAAAUUCAACGUUUACGUGCUGGUCUAUUAUUAAAAAAUAUUCGUGAUCAGAUCAAAAACAAUUCCAGUCAACGAUUUUUUCUAUAUUCAACACAUGAUUUAAAUCAAAUUGUAUUGUUACAAGCACUGCAUCUGUAUGAUCAACUAGACCAAGACAAUAGUGUACCACCAACAUACGUCAGCGGUGUGGUGUUUGAAGUUUAUCGUAAUGAAAGUGAACAACAACAAAAUAAAUGGAUUCGCUUCAUUUAUCGACAAUUCUUAGACAAUGAAAAUGGUACCAUAAUCAAAGUAGAUACUCAAAUGGUUCCAGAAUUAUGUCAAACGGAAUUACAAUUUCAGGAUGGAACAACUAUAAAUACCCAAAAAUUUUGCUCUUGGGAACAAUUUAGCAAUGAAUUAUUAAAAAAUCUAUUACCAGAAAAUUGGGACAAAGAAUGCAUGAAUUCGGCAGCUAUCAAGCCGAUGGUAACAUUCAUGGUAUUCAUCAUUACCAUAUUAACAAGUUAUUUUUCAACACAUUGAAUUUGAAUGUUUUAAAUCUUUUCUCAUUAGCAUCAUUUUCCUCUAUUUUUCAAUAUU
Molecule: messenger RNA, 1298 nt
Organism: Dermatophagoides pteronyssinus (European house dust mite)
Lineage: Eukaryota; Metazoa; Arthropoda; Arachnida; Sarcoptiformes; Pyroglyphidae
Product: lysosomal acid phosphatase-like
Biological process (GO): dephosphorylation
Molecular function (GO): phosphatase activity
Source: RefSeq, a predicted model, not a curated record